AUGUCGAACGGCAAGAAACAACCGUUCCGUACGAUGACUUCGACGAUAGAACUGUGUAAGCUGGUGGGAUUGUGGCAGGACUUGGAUCCCCGGACGCCAGGUUGGCGAGCCGUAUUCUACAUCACCACUAUGGUUAUCUGGUACAUUCUUCCCGGUUUGAUGUUCACCAUUCGGCAGGAGAAUAAUUUGCUUAUACUACGAAGUAUCUUGGAAUGUAGCGCCAUGACGGUCUACACUAUUCGGUUUUGUGUUCACGUGUUCUAUCGAGCAGAUCUACAGCUGUGCUACGCCGAAGUACAAGAAGUACUUACCAGUUUCGUCGGAAGUACCGGCUUCGCUGUACAAUCCACUUUGAAACAUUUGCAAAGUUCGGCGGAAAGACUACUGAAAUUCUAUAUCAUAGCGGUAAUGUGUCAAUCUGUGUUGUACGGACUCGUUCCCGCUCUGGUCACAAUCUAUCGAUACAUGGUCGAAGGGGACACCGUGAAGUUGCCACCAACAGUACUGGAACAAGAUUUUGUAUUGUUUGAUCAUCGCUCAAACUUCUGGAUUUGGCUUGUGGUGAUGAUACUCUCCAUCGUCGUCCAGUACAUGUUGCUGUUUACUUUGACCUUGAACGAAGCCUUUCUCUGGAAUAUGUUGCACCACGUGUCGUGUCUGUUCAAACUGGUCAGAAUGGAAAUAGCUGAAUUGGACAACUGUUUGGACGAGGAAGCUUUUAAGGAAAAAUUAAUUCGUAUCGUUCACAAACACGAGAUUUGUUUCAAGGCUUCACGUCUUCUCGAACGGGUUCUUAGUCCAGUUUUGGGAUUGCUGUACAUUUUCUGUAUAAUGCAGAUGUGUUUUUUAAUGUUGAUAAUGUACACGGUUGACGACCACCUCCAAAUUGGAAUGAUGAUCUUUGUGUUGAACUACAUCCUAUUUUUGAUCUUCUCAUUUUCAAUGCUCGGAACGGAGCUGAUUGAAUCCAGUGCCUCCGUUUCCGAUGCCAUCUACAGCAGCUUGUGGUAUAAACGACCGGCAAAACAACGCUACUUGCUGCUGUUCGUACAGAUGAGAUCCCAAAAGAUAGUUGCUAUCACUGCAGGCAAAUUCUUCAACAUUACCAGAGCGACAUUUGCGGGGGCCCUUCAGUCUGCAUUCUCGUAUUUUACCAUUAUGCAAAGUUUCUACGACUAA
Molecule: messenger RNA, 1179 nt
Organism: Malaya genurostris
Lineage: Eukaryota; Metazoa; Arthropoda; Insecta; Diptera; Culicidae
Exons: 6
Coding region: 1-1179 (392 amino acids)
Biological process (GO): detection of chemical stimulus involved in sensory perception of smell; sensory perception of smell
Cellular component (GO): plasma membrane
Molecular function (GO): odorant binding; olfactory receptor activity
Source: RefSeq, a predicted model, not a curated record